AUUCUUUUAUUUUUAGAACAAUUCUUGUUUACACGAUGUACAGCCAUGUGGAAUCAACUAUCAGAAUACACGACUUGAAUAAAAAUCCUUUAGCCAUCAUACCCAUAGGAAAAGCCAAACUUCAAUUAGGACAUGUAAGAAUAAUCCAACCAGUUAAUUUCACAUACUUUGAAGACAUAAUUGAAAAUUUUGAUGAGAUGUUAAGAACUAAUAAACUAAGUGGAAAAUUGUAUCAAGUAUUGAAGAAAAAACAUGCACAUUUGUAUAACACUUAUUAUAAACUAAAACCUAAUGUUCAUCGAAGAAAACGUUGGAAUAGUCUAGGCACUGCAUGGAAAUGGAUAGCAGGAAAUCCAGAUGCUGAAGAUCUAAGGAUUAUCAACCAAACGAUGAAUAAUUUGAUCGAAUAUAACAAUCAACAAGUUUUUGUCAACAAUGCUAUGGAUACAAGGAUUCAACAAAUCAGCAAAAUUACAAACGACCUUCUUGAACUGGAUUUCAAAACAAAAUUACAACAUGAAGUGGAAAUGAAUAUACUUAUUGCGAUACUCAAUAUAGAUGCUGUACAAAAUCAACUAGAAGUUUUGGAAGAUGCGAUAUUACUAGCGAAACAUGGUAUUCCAAGCAGCAGAAUUUUGUCAAUGACAGAAUAUGCCAAAAUAAAACCAUUUUUAGAGCAGCAAAAUGUUCAUGUUACAACAUUUGAAAAACUCUUAUCGAAAUCAUCAGCCCAAGUUACAAUGAAUAAUACACAUGUAAUUUAUAUGCUAAAAAUACCUCAAUUAUCAUCAGAAACAUAUGAAUAUGAAUUCAUAGACUCUUUGGUACAAAAUCAAAAAAGGGUACAUCUUUAUUCAAAUUACAUUCUCUACAAUUCAACAAAAAUAUAUGAAAUCAGCAAUGAAUGUACACAAGAUGAAACUCUCUAUAUUUGUGAUACCAAAAUCCUAAAAACUCCAAGUCAAUGCAUCCGCAAUCUCAUCAGGAUACAACACGCCAACUGUACAUAUGAAAAAGUGUAUACAACUGGAAACAUCAAACACAUAGAUGAAGCAACUCUUUUACUCAAUGAUGUAAAUGUUAGUUUACACUCAAAUUGUACUAACAAUACUCAGAGGUUAAAUGGAUCUUAUAUAAUUCAAUUCGAACAUUGUGAAUUAUAUUUGGACAAUAAUAUAUACCGCAACUCUAUCAUCAACCUCAACAGCAAAACCUUUAGACCAACAACAGGAUUAUUGGUAGAAGAAGAUUCAAUAAUCGAUAUUCCAUCACCGGAAUUUUUGGCAAAUUUAACGCUAAACCAUAGAGGUAUUUUGGAACAUGUGUAUCUACAAAAUGAGUCACUAAAAUGGAAACAGCAUAUUUUUGAAAUAAUGGGUAGUUCUGGAAUACUUAUUAUAAUCAUAAUACUAGUAAUUGGAAUAAUUAUCAAGUAUUGGAAACCAAAACAAACAAAUAUCAAUAUCAAAAUAAGUGAACAACCAACUGCAACAGCUCCCAUAUCAGAAGAAAUUCGAAAACCUGAAAAUGAGUCAUCAAGUUAUACAGACAUUUCUACAGAACGUUUCUUGGAAAUUCAGAAAUUUUUAAACAUGCCGACACAAGAACGCUCAAUAAGACUUUGAGGACAAAGUCUUUUGAAGGCGGAGGAGUUAGCACCACCCUAGUAACACACCAGCACAUUCACAGACCGGCGCGGCAUCGACGAUCCCAGAACCGACAGCCAGUCAAAACAUCGUUUGGAAUUUAUCAAAACAAAAACAUAAAUUAAUAUCUAAUAAAAGAGCAUGUGGCUCGAUAGCGACAGCUUGUUCAGUUCGUUCAGUUCAA
Messenger RNA from Aedes aegypti (yellow fever mosquito), 1830 nucleotides. RefSeq lists its product as uncharacterized. The coding region runs from base 36 to 1625 and encodes 529 amino acids. Lineage: Eukaryota; Metazoa; Arthropoda; Insecta; Diptera; Culicidae. The record is from RefSeq and is a predicted model, not a curated record. The transcript has 2 exons.